AUGGCUGAAUAUUAUCGCUUUUGGAAUUUGGUAGUACACGAAUGGCUUUAUGCUUAUAUUUACAGAGAUAUUUCACAGCUGAUUGGAGGAAAGAAAGGACGUUUUGCUGCUCAAACAAUGGUAUUUUUCUGUUCAUCUUUAUUCCACGAGUACUGGUUUGGAUUGGCUUUGAGAAUGUUCUAUCCCAUCAUAUUCACCUUGUAUUUCGUUUUUGGAGGAAUUUUCUAUUAUCUAUCACAGUUUAUCACUUCCAAAAGUGUGUGGAAUAUAGCGAUGCACACUAAUCUGUUAAUUGGUACCGGAAUAUUCGUAUCCUUGUAUAGUCAGGAAUGGUAUGCUAGACAGCGGUGUGAUCCAUAUUUCCACAAUUUCAUUCUCGAUUUUUUCUUACCUCGUCAUUGGCUUUGCGGAGCAUUGAGUGAUACGUGA
This is a messenger RNA of Loa loa (African eye worm), 429 nucleotides long. RefSeq lists its product as hypothetical. Gene Ontology annotation, biological process: cholesterol metabolic process. The coding region runs from base 1 to 429 and encodes 142 amino acids. The transcript is spliced from 3 exons. Lineage: Eukaryota; Metazoa; Nematoda; Chromadorea; Rhabditida; Onchocercidae. The record is from RefSeq and is a predicted model, not a curated record. Gene Ontology annotation, cellular component: endoplasmic reticulum membrane.